AUGUCUCCCGAGCGCAGGUCAACAAUAUCUGGCGCCAAAAAAUGGAGGCAUUCUAUAAGCGGGACGAUAAUCAGCUCAAAUCUGCGGCGGCUACUACUGAGUGAGCUUGCGCACCUUGGCGUUGACGUGCUGGAGCCUGUGGGAGUACCCCCGGAUGUCGAAAUUCUGGCUUGGGGUAUGAGGAAAAUCGCCCAGCCACUGCGUGAUACUGUCCAGGAGAUUGCUAUGGACGCGACAUAUAACACGAAUUCACGCAAUCUUGAGCUCUACGCCGUCAUGGGAGAGCUCGAUAACGCGGGUUUCCCGUUGGCAUAUUGCUUGAUGUCGACUGCGACGUCUAUCAGCCAGGGCAAACGAAAGAACACUCUUGCCGCAUUUCUGUCAUGUGUCAAAGCACAAUAUGGGAUUCAGCCCAAAUUCACCCAUGUCGACAAGGACCUCGGCGAGAUUGCGGCUCUCAAGCUUGUCUGGCCACAGGCGAAGACGUCCAUUUGCUGGUGGCAUGUCAAUGACGCGGUCGGCAAGCGUAUUCGGAUGACAAAGCUGGCGACAACCAAGUACAAGCCACAGCCUGGAAAGCCGGACAAGGAAGAAUAUGAGGGUGGACGUCCGGAGGAUGUGUCUGAAGAUGAAGAUGAGCCUGAGUUACCCACACCAACACACAAUCCAUCGCGACUCACCGUUCGGCUUCCCAUCCGUCAGCCAUCACCACCGAGGCGUCUCGAUGCUAGCGGCAUUCCGGUCAUCCGGAUUCAACCUGGGCCAUUCAUCUACGACUCGUCAGACGACAGCUCAGACGCUGCAAUCGAGACCGACGAUGAAGAUGACACAUCCGAGUCAGAGGUGACGCAACUGCUCGGGAAGCGCAAACGAAAGUCGCCCAAGCGCCUGUUUUGUCCACCAGAGCAGCAGGCGCCGCUCAUUGAGAUGAUGAAGCAGCACUCGCAUGCCCACCCGCUGAUUCCUGGCUUCUGUCAUCCAAGCGCAGACGGGAUCCGUUACUGGGCUGUCAAGCAGAUGUACGACUUCUGCGUAGCCCAUGAUCUUCGAGAGGCGUGGGCAUACCUGUGGGGAAACUGGUAUCGUUCCGGCCGGUGGGAGAUCUGGGUACGCUCCGCACAUCCAAUGAUCCCUCGUCUACGGACAACAAUGAUCUGCGAAAGCCAUUGGCGCAAGUUAAAGCAAGAGUACCUCCACGAAUUUCACUGCCCACGACUUGAUCUCCUGGUCUGGGUCCUUGUGACAAAACUCUGUCCACCUUACUACGACAAACUAGUCAAGUUGACAACAUACCUCGGACGAACGCGAAUUUCGGAGCUGCCAUCCUGGCGGGGGACGCUGCUCAGUGUAUGGCGCAAACUUGAGGGACGUGACGUCUCCGACCGUGUGCAGGAUGGCUAUCGCCCGGAUGUCAGGCGCUGGGUCUGCUCCUGCCCCUCCUAUGCGACGAGCAGAUUCCUCAUCUGCAAGCACCUGAUUCGGCUCGUCAAACGUGUCUCAACACGAUUCUUCCGGGAGGUUCAACGACAGCGGACCACGCCAUUCUGGCAGCACCCGGACUUGGUGCCUGUUGAUGGAGACGGACAAACACCGGAUGUUACACAGGAGGAAGGCCCGCGCGAUUGGGAAGUGCCUGAUGACGAGGAUGAUGAAGGUCCACUCGGCGCCGGCCCAUAUGCCGAGACCGAGGCCGAUCGCGAGUUUGAAGCAUCUGCCGCCACCUUUGAAGCCGAAUUUGACGACGAGAUCGCCCUCUUGGAGAGCUUUGUGGCGGGACUCAAGCACCAGCGGCAGUUUCGGGACCCCAAGAUGUUAGAGGUGUUGCGCAAGAAGGGCGGCAAGGGAAUACUGUUUCGUUUGCCCUUGAGUUUAAAUGGCAUCAUCUGCGCUACUUCCUGCUCCAGUUUCGCUCGUUGUCCUGGCUCGUUUGGCAUGGUUCAUCCGCCUGUUGCGCACCCAUGGAUCAUACCCGCCAGCACGUCGUCGAUUGAUGUCAAACUCGACUUUGGCAAGGAUGGGGAUGAGGGAAUCACGGUCAAGACCUGGUAA
Molecule: messenger RNA, 2049 nt
Organism: Mycena indigotica
Lineage: Eukaryota; Fungi; Basidiomycota; Agaricomycetes; Agaricales; Mycenaceae
Product: SWIM-type domain-containing protein
Exons: 4
Coding region: 1-2049 (682 amino acids)
Molecular function (GO): zinc ion binding
Source: RefSeq, a predicted model, not a curated record